CAGUCAGUGAGCUAAUGAAGAUGCAAUUGCUGUCAGUGGUUCCAGAGUUAAGGAUGGUGUUUUGUUCAUUGAUAGCAGUGGAAUUGAGGAGUUCCAUUAUUGGCCCACACAGCUAGCAGCCAUUGCUGGUUGUGCUGCCAUGGCAACCAGGAAAUACUCACAGACCGUCUAUGAGACUGGACGCUGGACACAUGAGCGUGUGAGGGGAAACCUGGAAACAACACGCACUCCACUACUCGAACACAGACACAUGCAGACACAUGCACACACAUACAAACAUACACCUUCAAACAUAACUAAGUGGACAACACUUUUUUUUCCAGAAUACAUACAUUUUGUUCCUGCUUUUUUAAAGGACCUUUGACAUGGACUAAGCCAGCUGCCUGGCUGGGCAGAAACCUACUAGAGCUUGAGAAGGGGGCGCAAACCCUGAGCUUUCCGUGAUUGGAUCCCAGAAAUGACCUCCAGCACCUCCAUGUCUGUCUUACCCCCGGUCAAGAGCGUGGUGGUCUACCGCAACGGUGACCCCUUCUUCAUGGGGAGAAGGUUUGUGGUGAACCAGAGGCAGGUGUCCUGCAUGGAAGCCUUCUUGAAUGACGUGACACUGAACAUCCAGGCACCGCUGGCCGUGAGGACCCUCUACACCCCCCGGAAUGGGCACCGCGUGCGGGAGCUGGAGGAGAUGAAGACCGGUGCCCACUACGUCGCUGCUGGGUUUGAGAGGUUCAAGAGACUGGAUUAUUUUCACACAGGUGUGAAGAAACCAGCAGCCAAUAAAGUAGAGGCAAGACCACUUGUAAGACCAAAUGUGUCCGCUAAAUGGAGGAAGAUCAUACCCAUCCCAUGUAUUAUACAUGUGUUCAGGAAUGGCGACGUGCUGGGCUCUCCGCUGCGGUUCAUCCUCCCCAAGAGCAUGAUGCAGGAUCUGGAGCAGGUCCUCUGUCUCAUCACAGAGAAGGCUGCUCUACGCACUGGAGCCGUACGCAGGCUUUACACUCUGGAAGGGGCGACCGUGACGACAGCACAGGAGCUGGUGAAUGGCCAGUGCUAUGUUGCCGUGGGAACAGAGAAGUUCAAGAAGCUUCCUUAUUUGGAGCUGUCAGUGCCAAAAGCUACAGGGGGGAGUGCAGACAGGUAUUAUCCAUUGAACCGGAGGCAGCAGAGAAAACACGAGAACCGGCGGGCAGGUCCUCAUGACACACACAGUGAUUCAGCACUGUUAGACUCGCCAGAGAUGGACGGGAGAAGGGUGAAGUCCACGGGGGACGAGGCAGACGACAGGAGUCCUGGGACGGUCCAGAGGCUGAGAGGUGUCCGAGAGGAGAAGUCUGUGUUCUACGCCAAACCCGUCAGGGUGCGCAAGAACCCAAACACACAAAGACUUAAAGACAGAGCAGCACCAGCUGCUCAGCCCAGCGUAUUUCAGGCCCAGGGUGGCCAGAGGAGAGAGGAGGUGCAGGGAGCGCAGGAGGUGCCGGAGGAGGACAACAUCAUGGUGGACCUCCCUAUUGACCAGAGAGUUGCUGAGACAGUUGAAGAGGAAGAACAUCAUAAGGAUAGCCUUGAAACAGACCACAAAGAUAAGACAAAAAUAACUGUGGAGGGGAAACGGAGUUCAACUUUAGAUUCAGAUUUGCAUCAUCAGAGACACAGCAGCAACAGCAGCAGCAGCUUCACUGCUGAACCAAUACAGAGACAGGCAAAGACACCAGAGAAUCAGGAUCCAUCUGAGAACAACAAUCUUCAAACUGACCUUGAGGUGAACCAGCCAGUCGAGGAAGAGUCCAGAAUGAUCUCCGUCUCUAGACCGUCCUCCAGCCAGAGAGAGACUUAUGCACAAAACUCUGGGUGUGCUAGUCAAGAAGCAGGGGCCCCUGUUGACCCCGAUUGCAGGAGUUUGUCUCCGGAGCCUCAGGAGGACACAGGAGGACAUGAUCGGUCAACCCCCUCUGUGCAGAGGGAAGCGCCUGGAGGCUCCCAGGCUGAUCUCAGCACUGCUGCUGUGCCACUGGACAAGAGCUUGGCUGAGGCGGACCCACAGGAGAGGCCCGUAUCUUCAGAGAGAAGAAGAGAGUGAACCCUGGAGCUCAGUUCAGUGCCAGGGCAUGGACAAGGCUUUUACCAUUCAGCGGUGGUUGGUUAUCAAUGGGAGACCGUGUUUCACAGAUGACCUGCGGUAUUAUCAAGGCUGGCAUACACAAAUACUUAAACACACUUUUUUCAUCACACUAUGUAUAACUUAAUAAACACAAUAAAAGAUCACUAAAAUACAGUUUAUAGCAAUGAUGCCCCAUGAAGGUGGAGCUUUCUCAGAAUAUACCGUACAGCGUGAUAUUGAUGCACCUGUACCAAAUCUUUUCAGAUUGUAAUGAAGGAACAUACUGAAUGCCUUUGUUUGUUUGAACCAUUACGUAUUACAUGACACGUGAUCCAUUUGUGUCCCCUGUACAGCUGACCAUUUCCAGUUUAACUAAUAUUUUAGUACCAUUUAGAGUACAUUUUGGAAAUGUUUUGUAUAAAAGCUGGUUCAUGCGUGUUUGCCAUUCCUGUGAAAAAAUAAAUUAGUAAU
Molecule: messenger RNA, 2569 nt
Organism: Sardina pilchardus (European sardine)
Lineage: Eukaryota; Metazoa; Chordata; Actinopteri; Clupeiformes; Clupeidae
Gene: dcdc2b
Product: doublecortin domain containing 2B
Exons: 17
Coding region: 458-2077 (539 amino acids)
Biological process (GO): intracellular signal transduction
Cellular component (GO): microtubule organizing center; microtubule
Source: RefSeq, a predicted model, not a curated record